AGGUGUAGUGGAGAGAUGGAGACACCGGCACUAAGCAGGAUGAUGGCGAGGAGACCGCUGCGACCUCUGGUGCAGCUGCUGGCCUUGUUUUCGGCGCUUGCUGUUGUUGCAGCUGUAGACACGACCACCGAGGCUAAGGUUACUACUACCCUACACUCUGAGGCUACUACGACUACCGCUGCUACCACUACUAUUACUACAACGACCACCAGCCCUCCAACUGCAGCUGCUGACGUUCUCACUGAUGUCACAGUUGACACUACUGCUGACGUCACCCAGGAUCUCACUGAUGACGUCAGAAGUGAAGUGGAAGCUGAAGUGACGACCGCCCUCAAGACUGAUGGAGAAACCAGCAGUGACUCGGCGACGGUGACAGAAGCUGCAGAUAAGUCGGGACGUUGCCCUUCACGACUAAUGGAUCCGUCUCUAUGCCCUGAUGACGUAGCCGACCAGUGUUUGAGCGAUGAUGACUGUGGGGGAGCCGCUAAAUGCUGCUCAACUGGCUGUGCUAAAGUCUGUGUCAGGCCCAUGAAGUCGACAUGUGAGUUAAUGAAGGAGAACACCCUGAGACGAGCCCGGGACCUGGGAGUGGACCUAAGCAACGUACUUACCCCGGAUUGUGGACAGGCUGGCAGUUUCGCGCCAAUUCAGUGUGAUGGUCUGAGGUGUUUCUGCGUCGACGAACACACUGGCUAUGAGUUACCCGGCACACGAGCCCGUAGCAUCGAGAUGGUCAACUGCUCAGCGCCUCACCCAUGUGCCGGGUAUCAGUGCAGGAUGCUGUGCCCUUACGAGUUUGAGCUGGACAACGAAGGCUGCCCCUUGUGUGAGUGUCGGGACCCCUGCCGUGAAGUGAGCUGCCCCGGGGACACCUCUUGUACCCUGGAUGAGGCUCCCUGCGCUGUGGAACCCUGCCCUCCCUGCCUGCCUGUGAGGCCCACGGUUAAGCACACACUAACACCCACACUAUCACGCCCACACUAUUACGCCCACACUAUCACGCCCACACUAUCACGCCCAUACUAUCACGCCCACACUAUCACACUCACACUGCUAUGUAAACAGCCACGCAGUUUAUCGACGUUGUGCCCAAUGGGUGACCCGUUGAUGCUGGACGAUAGCCAGAAACGACCCUUCCUGUGUGGCACUGACCCAGGCACCCCCCAGUGUCCUACCCUCUACAAGUGCCACACCACCAGAGGUCAGGACUACGGUGUGUGUUGCGCUGCUGUAGACGAACUUCAGAAGCCCGGCCAGUGUCCCAUGGAGGGUGGGAGUUCUCUGGUGGGCGCAGGAGGAGAGGAGGAAGAGAUGAGAUGUGGUGCCUCUUGCCUUCACGAUCUCCAGUGUCCCUCUACACAGAAGUGCUGCAUCUCCGACAUCUGUGGCCAACACUGUGUCCAGCCCGCCAACCUUACUGCAUGUCUUCAGCAACGGAUGAUCGCCGAGUUACUACUGGUGACUGAACGUGAGGGCAAAGGCUACGUUCCUCAGUGCCGGGAGAAGGAUGGUCUGUAUAUUCAGCGUCAGUGCUCUAGGAACGGCCUCAUCUGUUGGUGCGUUGAUCCCGAGGGCAACAAGCUUUCCCGCACACUGGGUGCCGCCCAUGAGGUGCACUGCGACAAAAUGGGAGCGGUGGCAGAGGCUCGACGCUCUUGCCAGGGGGAGGUGCUGUGUUCCUCUACCUGUGAGUAUGGUUACAAGGUGGGUGGUGACGGCUGCCCCACCUGUGACUGUGACGACCCCUGCGAAGAGCUCACCUGCUCUGAGAACUCGACCUGUGUCAUGCGUACCAACCCUGGCUGUGAGGGCGACUCCUGCUCUGCCACCCCCAUGUGUUUAUCCAACGAUUCUGACGAGCUGGUUCACCCGUCCACCACCACUACCACACAGUCACCCCCACCUUCCCCUGCUUGCCCCAAUGGCCUAACUCCCUUGUCAGUAGGUGGGGUGGUGGCUCAGUGUGACGAUCGCGCCCCGUGUCCGUCUGAUCAUAUGUGCACUCCUCCACCCUCACCCCAUGCCCGCCCCGCCUGCUGCCCCGUCGUCACUAUUAUAGAAGCGACCAAGCCUGGCCAGUGUCCCUUCGUGCGAUCGGUCAGUGACGAGUUAUGUGAGGGUCCUCGUUGUGCUGCCGACUCUGAGUGUGGCCAUGACCUCAAGUGCUGUGUGGUGCCUAGCUGUGGGCCCUCCUGCGUGCCCCCACAACCACCCCAAAACCUCUCCCUCGAUCAUGGCCUUCUUCAGGGACCUACGAUGUGUGAGUACUUACGUGACCUGGUGGAGCUGGAGGGUGUGACUCUUGCUGUACCCACACCAACUUGUGAUGAAAACGGCGCUUACGAGCAGGUCCAGUGCAACGACCUGGGACAGUGUUGGUGUGUCGACGACUUCGGUACCCAGAUCCCCGGCACAAAGGCAUCGUCUCGGGAGUUAGUGGUGUGUGAACGUGUUCGUGCAGCUCUGACCUGUGGUGAGAUGCUGUGCCGCCUUGGCUGUGACUACGGCUUCGUGCUGGAUCCAGAUACAGCCUGUCCUCUCUGUCAGUGUCGCGAUCCUUGCCAGGAUGUGGAAUGUGCUACCAGCCACAUUUGCCAGAUGGUGGAUAUCCCGUGUGUGGAUGGUGUUUGCCCAGCCAUCCCACAGUGUGUGCCCGUGUUGGAGGCCUCCGCAGUGCCCACUUGCCCCAUUGGGGACCCAUACACUCUGCCAGAGACUAAUGCCACACUGGCCUGCAGUCCCCGGGCCCGUGCCCUUGAGUGCCCUCAGGGCUACUCUUGCUUUGCUGAUGACAACACUGUUGAGGGUGUCUGUUGCCCCAGUCCAGGUAACAGCAAGAAAACUGGUCAGUGUCCCUUCCUUGUGCCAGUCUUGAGUGGUAACUGUGACCUGGAGUGUUCUGAUGACUCCCACUGCCUCGGUGAUGCCAAGUGUUGUAGCAAUGGCUGUGGUACUCAGUGUCUCCAGCCCAUCAUCAUGACAGCUUGUGAACACCAGAGAACCCUGCUAGAACACCGUGCUCGUGAGGCUGGAAUUCCUGCUGGACGUGUCUACUUACCUCAGUGUGAUGAGGCGGGAGCCUUCCUGCCCACACAGUGUCACCCAGCAACUCUCACCUGUUGGUGCGUCGACACACAGGGACAAGAAGUGCCAGGCACCAGGGUUAGCCAACCGGCACACCCCAAUUGCCAGGAGCCUCUUGUGUGUCCUGCCAUGAACUGUGACCUUGCAUGCCUACAUGGCUAUAGUCUGGAUGCUUCUGGGUGCCCUGUGUGUGCCUGUCGUGACCCUUGUGAGGAGGUGACUUGCGCUACCCCUCUGGAGGAGUGUCGUAUUGUUCACGUGGCCUGUGUGGACGAGCCCUGUCCACCCCUGCCUGUGUGCCUGCCAAGACUGGAGAACCCCUGUCCUUAUGGAUCACCUCUGAGGAUUAAUGACAGCGUGGUGGAGUGUGGCCCUGAGGGCAGCACCUGCCCCUCCAGCCACAAAUGUCACCUCUCACCCCUGGGUGAAUAUGCACUCUGCUGCCCCAAGCCUCGUGAAGUCUGCUAUGAGAGGAAAGACUCUGGUUACUGUGAGGGAGCCAUCAAACGCUGGUUCUUCAACGCCGAGUCCAACCGCUGUGAGACCUUCCGUUUUGGUGGCUGCGGAGGAAACCUUAACAACUUUGAGACUGAAGCUGAAUGUCUCUCUGCCUGUCCAGCUCUCAGCUCUUGUGAGAAAAUGAGAGAGAAGAAUAUCAGGAAUGCUGAUAAGGAAAAAAAGGUAACCUUCAUUCCUAAGUGUGAUAAGAACAGUAGUGCCUGGCUCCCAGAACAGUGCCUAGAGGAACUGGGUGUCUGUUGGUGCGUGACUCCACAGGGUGACCAGGUACCAGGCUCACUUACCCGUGGUGCCCCUCAGUGUCAGGGCACCGCUAGGUCAUCUAGGAGGAUGAACUUCGACCCAACUACCCCUACCAAUAUGAUCUGUGAGCCGGGUCAGACGGUCCAUGUGUGUGACAAGAGCUUAUGUGAGAACCAGGUGUGCUUCUCUCACCCACACGCUGUGUGUCGUGUUAAUCCAUGUGGUGGCUGUUCUGUCCAGUUUGUUGAUGAGUUCAACUCCCCAGUAAACUGUGAGGUGGGCCUCACUGAGUGCCAGAGAGAACUACAGCGAGUUCUUAACUCUCCAAUCUUCACCAGACCUUCAAUGGCUUUCUCAGGACGUACAUUCCCCACUUCACACGCUGAUCAUCAGGUGCACUAUGAUGUUGACCUCUUCCGUAACGUGGACGUGUAUCACGCUCGUCCUCUUGACAUGGAUGCUGUUUCCACUUCCGAAUCUCGUCGUCGGGGCCGUUAUGUAGACGUUGAUCCUUCCGGAACACUGACAGUGUCUGGGGAUGUUGUUAUUGAAGCUCAGGAACAUUCCAGGCCUGUUCGUGCUGUAGCUAAGGACGCAGUACCUGAGUCACCCUUAGUGGAGUCUACACUAGUGGAUCCUGAUGACCUGGCCCGACACCUGGCAGGUCCUCUUAGUACUACCAUUGAUGUUUUCCCCAGUCUUGAGGAUUACCCACCAAGACUCACCCUUGAUGACACCUUCGAAGCUGUCCCAACUGAAGAUCUGGUGCCCAAGCCUGGUACAUGCCCGAGUCCCCCCAGCGAUCUCUCCCUCCUGACCUGUGUACCCAGCCAACAGUGCAUGUUCGACACCCAUUGUGAGGGAUCCAAAAAGUGCUGCUUCAAUGGUUGUGGGGCCAUGUGUGUUGAACCCCAAGAGACUCCUGCUUCAACACAAGGCAUGACAGUGCAGGCCCCUGUGUGUGAGGCUGACGGAGCGUACGCUCGUGAACAGCGUGCAGGAGGCCUCACCUGGUGUGUGGACACAAAGGGUCGUCCAAUUCAUGAGACUCUCACCCGUGGCCAUGUCCGAUGUGGACCAAAUGGUCAGAUUGUGGAGCAGGUAUCUGUUGGGUUUGUAUGUCCUCGCGGUGUGAGGGCUCGGGUGUGUAAGAAUGAGUGCCUUCAUGCCUCCUGCCACUCUCACCCUGACGCUGUCUGUGUGGCUGACCCAUGUAAUGAUUGCCGUGUCACCUUCUACAGUGCAAGCGGAGAGAAAGUUCACUGUGAAGGAAGCUGUUCUCAGCCCCUGGCCAGGGGUAUGUGUCGCGCCUCAUUCAAGCGUUACUUCUACAAUGCCACUGCUGACCAGUGCCAGGAGUUUAUCUUUGGUGGGUGUUUGGGCAAUGAUAAUAACUUCAACUCCAUGGAAGAGUGCCAGGAGGAGUGUCAGAAUCCAGAUAUCUGCAACCAGUCAGUACAGGCCGGUGUGUGCUCAGGAGGGGAAGCUCGAUGGUAUUACAACACUGAGACACGAAAGUGUGAGCCUUUCCUGUACAGCGGCUGUGGUGGUAAUGGUAACAACUUCAAGAGCAAGAGUAGAUGUGAGGCCCGUUGUCCAAACUUUGUGCUGUGUCCUUAUUGGUCAGCUGCCAGUAUGGAACCUGUUCCUUGCUCCCGGGCCAAAGCUUGCAUCAAUCAGACAUGCCAUGGUCACCCAGAUGCCAUAUGUGAAGCUGAUCCAUGCACAUGUACUGCCAACUUUGUUGAUCACCAAGGCCGAUUUGUUAAGUGUCUGUCUCCUACUGAGCCACCCAAAACACGUCUUGCUUUUACAUUUGAAGAGCAGGAGUCUAGCAGCAGUGACGGUGACAAGACUGAAGAUAAAAACAAUCACGACAUUGAAGACAACCUCAAUGAAAGUGGUACUAAGAACAAUGGCCCUGUGACCAUCUACCUGGAGGGCGAGCCCACCCUAACACGCUGUCAACUUCUCCAGCGACAUCUUAAGGAAAAUAAUUCUCUGAAGUAUGUAGCUCAGUGUGAUGAAGAUGGUCGAUUCACCCCCACACAGUGUUAUGCACCUUCUAGUGAUGAACAGGGAUUUACAGAAGCACCCAAGUGCUGGUGUGUGGACGAGACAGGACACAAAACACAACCUACUGUAUACUUCAGCCGUGGAGAAAGAGAAUGUGACCCAGUGGCAGUAGAGUCAGUGGUAGUAACAUUGGGCUUCCGAGGACGCGAGGCUGGUGUAAAACAUCUUGGUAAAGCUAAGGGCAAAGAGAUAAAGGAUCAGGUGAACAACCUCCUGAAGCAAAUGACAGCCGAGACCUUAGAGAAUGAAGUAGGCGUAGUUGACCUACCUGACCUGACACAGGUGAAGUUCACACUUCUUGGAAACAACAAGAUUGAUGUAGCUUACCAACUUGAGGAGAAGGUGAAAAAAGGUGAGCUAGCACUUCAGCUGGAUGAGGAGCGACUUCCUGCUGAUCUUCGUGCAUCGUGGUUCCAUCAUCAGGUGUCAGAGCUCAGGUGGGAGGCACCCUUGGAGAUCCGUUCAGGAACCAGGGAGGUGGUGAGUGAGGCUGUGGCUCUGGAACCUCCCUAUCUCGCGGCCACCAUCAUCUUUACCGUUAUUUCUGCCAUGUUGGUCUGUGGGCUGGUUGUUGCUGUCGUUCUCUACCGCAGACAUAAAACUGGACAGUACCCAAAGGGUCCUAGAGGAUCCAUGCAGUCCCUAGCCUUCAGCGACUCCUCCUUGGACCGACGCAGCACUUCCUCCAGACUAUCAGACCAGUUCCAGCCACCACCACCACGCCGACCAACUGUUACAACCGUUGAGAACGAAUACCGUAAUGGACGCCAUUAGAUUGAAACAAGCUGUGAUUGCCAAAGGCUGGUUUUUGUUCUAUAGAGCAGAAUAGUUUCUCUGUGUUUUCGCUGAGCGAAGAAAUACUUGCAGUCGUGAGAUGCAUGAAAUACAUUAGAAUGCGUAGAAGAUCUUGUACAGAACUUGAUAUGUUGUAGAUACCAACAUUUUAAAAUGAGCGUCUAUCAUAAUAAAAACAUAUAGAGAGCUUUUAGCAUAUGCAAAAUAAAUGCUUUAGUGCUAGUUACCAUCAACAUAAAUAGCCCAGGUUGAGUAGAAAAACUGUCUUACCAGUGUAAAAAGAUACAAAUGAGAACACACGUAGGCUGUUUAUACAAAAGUACAAGAAAUAACAUCAGAAAAAGGAAAAAACUUUAUUCGUAUAACCAUACAAGCUUAAGCCUAAUUAGUGUUUUAAGUCUUGUUAAAUAUCUCAUGUUGCAGUAUUCAGCCUUGGAAGCUGUAGUGCUCUUGACAGCAAGUAAACUUCUACUACUGACAGUAAAAAAGGGAAAGUUUUGUGACUUAGAUCACAAAUAUGGUUCUGCAGACGAGAGUAUCACAGUUUUUAUUAUUAUUUAUUUUUAUGACAUUUGUAACAAAGGUAUUGAAAUGGCAGAAAAUGGGAAAAAUAUUUUUGUAAGCAUAGGAAAUGCUCAUGGUGAUGAUUCUAUAAGCAUGCCUAGUUACUGACUCGGUAAUGGACAUGCAGUUUAGUGAAUUGUUUGGAUUAUAAUUUUAGGUAAAGACACCAGAGAAGUUUGCCACUUAUGUAACAAUGUGAACAAAAAUUAAUAAAUCCCCCUUCAGAAAGUAACAAAAUAUUAUUGCUAAAGAGUUGUAGAAUGUAAAACUACAUGGCAUGCUGUUUUCGGUUUAUCUCCAGGGCUUAUGAUAAAUACCAAGCACAGUCUUGUUGUGAUCAGAUGAACACAAAAGUUGCUUCAUUUCCUCGGGCAGAAAACAAAUUUCACAUCACAUAAAUAUUGAAAAUCUAUUGAAAAUCUCUGUUGGUUUACUUCAAGUAUGCCAAGAAGGGAGUUUUUUCAACUUAUGAGAUCAGCCAUUUGAAGAAAUUCAUAAUAUAGAAUUCUAGCAAUGAGAAACGAAUUUCCCCGUUGUCAAUUGUUUAAAGUUGAUCCAAACAUCCAGCAUUACCCUGUGCUCAAACAAACUUGUGUUGCCGUUAAUGCCUGAGUCGAAACACUGUUUUUAACAGAAGGUUUUUCUUUCUUUAGAUUUAUCUUAAUUUUGGUGAUUCCUUUAAACAAGAUCAUGCGAGAGACUUUUUUGUAGAUUACCAUGAUCAUUUAUUUUCCCAGUACUGUAUCUAAAUAAACAUUUUGCUCAAAUCUGUUUCUAAAUGAAGAAAAUGUAGAAAAUGAAUGAAUUAGACCAUGAAUAGUGCACAGAUUAAGAGUUGGUUUUGUGUGAAAUGUAUUCAAAAUUAUUGUAUCAAGAUCUUGUUUUGAGGAGCAACUGUCUCGCCACAUUAUUUGGUAGGUCUUCUUAGGUUUCUUGAUGUGAGUUAAAUCAAGUAACUUGGGACUUUUGUAAGACAAAUACUUCUUAUUCUUGCAUGUAGGACUACAGUUCUAAAAUACCAUGUUAACUUGAGGAAAAUUAGAUUAGCAUAUAAUCAGUAUUAACUUGAACUUUUCUCUAACUUUGGGUACAUAAGUAUCCAAGUAUCCAUAUUAUGGGAAAUGACAUUCACUAGUUGAAAAUAGGUGCAAGGCCGCAUAUUUCAGUGAUAAGGACCACAACUCCUCUUUUUAACAUGGUAGAAAUAACCUUUGGCCUCAUGUGACAAGAUACAAAUACUGUACUGUAUUGGUCUUACAGUGAAUGCUCAAUGUUAAUUAUAUAACCCAUCUUGUGUUUGGAAAAGAGAAAAUGAACAGUUUACACAGAAAAGUAACAAAAAAAAAUAAAUAAAUAAAAAUAAAAAAUUGUGGCAAAAUGUUUCUGGGGCAUUUGUACAUGCUCGCUUACCAAUAUUGUGUCUCUGUAAGUAGAUUAGGUAUUUUUCUAGCCAUUUUUAAACAUAGUUACCUUUGUAUAAGGUUUCAUUCAUAAUAAUACAGUGUGUUUCCAUUAGAACUUAAUUAUAGAGAAACAAUAGUGUUUUAGCAAUAAUGAUGCCUGUAUAAUAAAGCACAAUCUAACCAUUUACUAUGCACCAUAUAUAUUUUAGUAUAAUCACUCGAUUUCCUGAAAAUUAUUAGAGUUUUCUCUUGAUAUUAUUUUAUUAUAGUUCAUCUGGGAACUAAGAUGGUCAACAAAUACUGUGCUGUACUUCAUCUCUCCACCCUUGUGUUGUAUUUAUAUUAAUUCCUUAUUCUUUUGUGCUGGUCACAUUUUCCAUAUUUCAUCUCGGAUCACUGUACAUUCGUUCAGCCAUUAACUCUCCCCCCCCUUUUUUUAUUUUUUUUAUUAUGUAUUAAAUUAAGCUAAAUUGAAUGCACCCAGAGCCUUUCAUUGUGUAAUACAGUACUGGAGAUACAUACCAGUGAAGGUCAAGGGACAUUACAGUAAUUUUGUUGAAGAGUACCCUUUACACCACUCGAGAGUUCUGUAUACUGUACGUACUUUACUUUUUUCUGAUUAUCAAAUAUAAUUUCUAGGAAGAUGAUAUUAGAAGUAAGUCCUUAACAUACAUUUGUCGUGGAGAUCAGAAUUGAGAUUCUCAGCUUGCCAAAAUCCUUCCAACUUGGUAUGGAUAAACUUAUCAGCCUUAAAAAUUUGGUCAAAAUACACCUUUAUAAAGUUAAAUUGCUCAAAAUCUUUUAUGUAAACUAUCUUCAUCUCUAUUUUUUAUUAUAAAUUAUGUGAAAUGCUUCAAAAUUUCCUUACAUUAGUUAUUAUCCAGGUUGAAAAUUAAAAUGAAUGAUAAAAUAUGAAGCAAAUUCGUCCCUCUGAACUUUACUUAUCAGUGUUUAGAAAAUCUAAGUGUUUAAUUUCAUCUUUAAUAGGAAGUGAAUGCAUUUCUGUAUAUUUGUAAAUAGGGUGAUUCCUUUACUUCCCUGCUCCAUUAUGUGUCACUGUAUUGACGUUAACUGUGUAUUGGCGUCACUUUGUAUUAUAUAAUUAAGUAAAUAUAUGCCAAAUUA
Messenger RNA from Homarus americanus (American lobster), 9809 nucleotides. RefSeq lists its product as uncharacterized. Gene Ontology annotation, molecular function: serine-type endopeptidase inhibitor activity. The record is from RefSeq and is a predicted model, not a curated record. NCBI's taxonomy places the organism in Eukaryota, Metazoa, Arthropoda, Malacostraca, Decapoda, Nephropidae. The transcript has 36 exons. The coding region runs from base 16 to 6696 and encodes 2226 amino acids. Gene Ontology annotation, cellular component: basement membrane; extracellular region. Gene Ontology annotation, biological process: cell-matrix adhesion.